UGUGUGUGUGUGUGUGUGUGUGUAUGUGUGUGUGUGUGUGUGCGCGCGCGCGCAUGCAUGCAUGCGUGUGUGUGUGUCACUGUGUGUGUGUGUGUUUGUGCAUGUGAACGUGCAUGUAGGUGUUUCACGCUUGUGAAUGGAAAGAAUGCACAUAGUGAUAUCAUCAGAUUUUCACCUGUUAUUUGAGAAUAUGUGAGAGGCAUGGAAGGAAGGAUAAAGUCAAAGAGUGAAUAUUCAGAGCAUGAUAAAAAAAAAUUCAUGUGUACAGUAAAGAAAACGAACAAAUUCAAUGAUACAUACACAUCCGCAAAUUAUUUUUAACUAAAGUCAAACUAAUAGCUUUCUUAUUGUUUAUAUUUCAGAUAUGCUCAAACUUCGUUGGCAAACCCCCAGCUCUCGCUUUCGCAAGUGGACCGAUAUGACCCUCGACACCAUGUGGGCUUUCUUUGGACUGAUCAUCGGCAUGGGACUUAUCAUCGUCGACGACCUUGAGGAGUAUUGGUCCACUGAGCCAGUCUAUGCUCUCCCCCUCUUUUGUCUGUCAUGUCGAGGGAUCAGUUCAAUCUGAUUCUGUCAUAUUUCAAUCUCUGCAACAAUGUCGACAAUCAGCCACAGGACAGUCCAGAUUACAAUCCAUUAUUUAAGAUCAGGAAAUUUGUUGAUGCCUUGAAUGAAAAUUUUCAGCGGACCUUCCACCCUGGGAAAGACAUAGCUAUUGAUGAAGCUAUGGUUGCAUGGAGGGGUAAUUUGUCUUUCUUUGUAUACAAUCCAGAUAAGCCGGACAAAUUCGGAAUCAAGGUUUUCCAGCUCUGCGACGGCCAAACUGGAUACUGCAGCAACCUGGAAUUCUAUACAGGGAAAGCAGCACCGUCAGCGAAAGGGGCAACAUUUGAUGUUGCGGAGAGACUCAUUAGGCCAUACCUCAACUGUGGACGCACCCUGUAUGUGGACAACUAUUACAUAAGCCCCGACUUGUUUACGUAUUUGAAGGAGCAGAGAACGCUGGCGUGCGGCACUAUGAGAAUAAACCGAAAAAAUGGCCCACCCAAAACUAUGAUCCCAAAGUUAAAGAAGACAGAGAAGGAGGCAGUUGCACUUACGAACGGAGUGAUCACCCUCCUUCAAUUUUUUGACAAGCGGGAAGUCAA
Molecule: messenger RNA, 1148 nt
Organism: Aplysia californica (California sea hare)
Lineage: Eukaryota; Metazoa; Mollusca; Gastropoda; Aplysiida; Aplysiidae
Product: piggyBac transposable element-derived protein 4
Source: RefSeq, a predicted model, not a curated record